Messenger RNA from Amaranthus tricolor (Joseph's coat), 1282 nucleotides. Its product is annotated as probable WRKY transcription factor 12. The record is from RefSeq and is a predicted model, not a curated record. Gene Ontology annotation, biological process: regulation of DNA-templated transcription. The coding region runs from base 127 to 921 and encodes 264 amino acids. The transcript has 4 exons. NCBI's taxonomy places the organism in Eukaryota, Viridiplantae, Streptophyta, Magnoliopsida, Caryophyllales, Amaranthaceae. Gene Ontology annotation, molecular function: DNA-binding transcription factor activity; sequence-specific DNA binding.
UCUUACUCAUCACCCUUCUUUUCCACUUUCUUUUUCUCUAUUUUCUCUAUCUCCAUGUGAAUACAAAAAUAAAAAUUUAUAAAUAAAUAAAUAAAUAAAUUGGAGUGAACCAAUUUCUUUAUUAACAUGGAAAGAGAUCAUACCAAAAACAAUAAUAAUUUCUUAAAUUAUGAUCUUCAUAUGUCUUUAAUUCAUACAAAUAAUCAUCAUCAAGAAACUUCUAGUAAUAAUAUCAAUUUACAAGGGUUUCAUACCUUGGAACUACCAAAUCAUCAUCAUCCAAGUAAUAACAAUCUCAUGCUUACCACCUUCUUACAACCACCACCACCGCAACCGCAACCGCCACCGUCGGCUUAUCAUCAGAUCACCCGUCAUCGGACACUAACGGAUGCAUCCAACACCGCCACCACAACCACCACCACCAAGGGGGUUGUUGGUAAUUUUGACAACUAUGUUGCCAGCACUAGACAAUCAUGGAAUACAAAUACUACUCACCAUCAGCAGGCGGAAGGAUCAUCAGAUCCUAAAGCUACUGUUAACGGAGAUCAUUCCAAUGGCAAUGGCCGCAAUGAUAAUGGAGCUGAUCAUUCUUGGUGGAAGAGCUCAAACUCAGAAAAGAACAAGAUGAAAAUAAGGAGGAAGUUAAGAGAGCCAAGGUUUUGUUUCCAAACAAGGAGUGACAUUGAUGUACUUGAUGAUGGUUAUAAGUGGCGCAAGUAUGGUCAAAAAGUUGUCAAGAAUAGUCUUCAUCCAAGGAGUUAUUACCGGUGCACACAUAACAAUUGCAGAGUGAAGAAAAGAGUAGAAAGGUUAUCUGAAGAUUGUAGAAUGGUAAUUACAACUUAUGAAGGAAGACAUAAUCACUCUCCUUGUGAUGAUUCCAACUCUUUAGACCAUGAUCAAUGUUUUUCCUCUUAUUAAUUAAUUUUUAAAAAUAAAUAAUGAAAUCUUAUUCAUAUAUAAGUGUAUUUCUUAUUAUAUAUAUCGUCUUGUGUAUAAUCAUAUUAGACUAUUUCUGUUUUUUUAAUAGCGCAUACUUUUCCUUUUUACAUAAGAGUUUAUUUGGGCAGGUAUAGAUAUAAAUAAAAUAGAAAAUAGUAUAGGAUUGUUGAUAAUAAGGUGCCCAAUCCUUUAUUGUGGUACCUUAUUUAGUACCUAAAUGUAAAGAAAAGAAAAGUAAGCUAGCUAUAUGCAUGGAGAAGUCUUUAGGUAUGUACUACAAUUUUGAUGAAUGGUAAUGUUGAGAUUUACAUAGUGAAUAAGAACGACGUUUUUGGUGUAU